This is a messenger RNA of Fusarium vanettenii 77-13-4, 2397 nucleotides long. RefSeq lists its product as uncharacterized. The transcript has 3 exons. NCBI's taxonomy places the organism in Eukaryota, Fungi, Ascomycota, Sordariomycetes, Hypocreales, Nectriaceae. The record is from RefSeq and is a predicted model, not a curated record. The coding region runs from base 1 to 2397 and encodes 798 amino acids.
AUGGCAUCGGCAACCGUUUCUUUCUUGCACUUUGAGAAGCAGUUGGAUUUAUCCCGUGGCCCUGUGCAUGCAGAACCAGCCAUGGGGGUGGCUGAAGACAGUGGGCCAGUUCCUCGUAAAAGCGUACUCCAUCUAAGAAUGGAAUAUUCUACGAAGCUCAUGUCGUAUGCUCAAUUUGCGGUCAUGACGAACAGGACAUGUCACCCUAUCUAUACGCUACCAAAGAGGAAAAAUAGAUGCCAGUUCAUGAAGGAUCGUGACAGGCUGGCAGCAUCCACAUCCACUACAUGGCGUCUGCAGUCAGCCAAGCCAGAUGACAGGGAUGAUUCGGCUGUGUGCGUGUGCACCUUUGAGCCCGACCCAAAUCCUAUUCUCCUCGCUUUUCUCUCUACAGAUUCAAACUCACCCCAUGUCUCAUGCAACAUGAGCUCCGCCGCUCCAGUGUCGUUCAAGGCUUAUCAGCCGUACGCCCCCGAGGGUACGACCUCGACAUCCGACACGGAACCAUUCCCAGCUUCAAUAGACUUUAGGCGACGCUCAUACAUCACGACUUCGUCAUCCAACACAGAUUUACCGACACUGCGAAUCCAACAUGAUGGGUCGGGACACCAUGUAAAGCAACAGCCCCCUAAGCUGCAUAUAAACACCGGCAGCAAUUCACUGGCUCCCUCAAGCUCAAGGCCUCGUGCUGUCUCGUGGAGCCCUGGUAUGAGCCCAGAAGUCGAUAAAAGCGGUCACGAUGCUCUUAGCUUUCUGAAUGCUCACGUCUCCGAGUUCCGAGAACGUCCCCGGUCUGGGUCAGAACUGCCCAAGACGAUAACACGCAAGGAACCAGUUCAACCAAAGCCCCAAUCGACCGCGGUACCAUUGAGCUUAGUUCCUGGAUUUAAUACCCCGCCUCAGAGCCUAGCCGUAGGCCAUGGGGCUCGCGAACGGGCACAUUCGACAACAUCAUCGACAGAUGGAACCCGCGAACACAAGGACGAAAAUGCAUUCACAUCUGCACUAAUUGCCGAAUUGGAGGGAGAGCUUGGCGUCACCGCCAGCCGCCCUUCAUCCGAAAAGGCAUUUGUGGCAUGGCCUGGACCGGCGCCGUCAAGUCUUGGAGUGACAAACUCCAAAGACCACAGAAAGAGCUGGAGCUACUACCAGUCAAUCCCAGCCGAUUUUACGCCAGAGCAGACGACCUAUGUUCCUUAUUCGGGUGCGACACAGGCACCGUCGAUGGCGGCUUCGACAAAGACCUUCCAGCCUUUCAAGCCUGCUCAGCCCCAGAUAGCCCACCCACCUAGCAUGAUACCCGGGCUUGGAUGUCUGGACACCGGGGCUUUUAAUCAGAACAACUAUAGACAUUCGAUGCCCGCAGGCGGUAUUAUGGGCCAGUCCAACAACAGCAUGCCCUCCUUGUUGGGUCUCGAAGGCUUCGAGGCCUCGUCAGUUUCUCAGCAUCUCCCCCCCGAGCGACCAGCAGCGCCACACCGCCGUGUAGCAUCAUUUCAAAAGCAGACACCUCCCGUUUCGAAGCCUGGGACUCCUGAGAGCUUUCCUUCAAGUGGGCAUGGGUCGCCAUUCGUCAGGCCAGUGCAGCAACAGCAGCCACCAGAAGUCGAGAUCGAGCCGCCUUCCGCUAUCGAGCCCGAGGCCCAUAUAAAAGCCAACCUGGAGGCGCCAGCACGGUCGAGGCGACCAGUCUCAGCCCCCAUGGCAGGUCUCCCUAUGGUUCUUCUUCCUGGCCAUAUGCAAGGUGCUCCUACCGCCUCUGCCCCUAGAUCUGGAAGCUUGCCUGCUACGGAGCGGAGAGCAAAGCCCGAGGAUUACGAGGAGGAGGAUACAAAGUCAGAGCAAGGCGGUAAUCCUGCACCCACUCAGCAGGGUGGCAAGGUCGAUCGUGCUGCUGUACUUGCAGCUGGUGGAGGCCUUGGAUUCCUCGUUUCCUCUCAACUUCGUCGGGUGGACACAGAAGAUAUGCAACCGACGAGCACGGAACCCAGACAGCAAGAGGUUAUUGCCAAGACUAACUGGCAACCGGCUCCUGUUACCGGUCACUCGCGGAACUCAUCCUCUCAGCCGAUGCUACCUGAACUCGACCUCUCUGACCUAGAGUUGAAUCUCGAGCCAUCAAAGACCUCAAAGGGCGCACCCCGCAACCAACCUGUGCCUAACUCUAAAUAUGGCAAAUCUACUCGUGAUGCGGAGGAUGAGAUGUCUGACUACGAGCACGACCGCGAUGAUUCCGACGAUGAAGAUGAUGUUCGGCCCAGCCGCCCUAAUGCUGUGCGCCUGAACACUCAGGACAACACCUACUCGCCAGCGCGGUGGGAAAAUGAGGAGGUUGACUAUGAAGGGUCGAAGUAUUACCGACGAGCUGCGUCUUGGCGAUCUCAUGUAGGAAAAUAA